Messenger RNA from Uloborus diversus, 763 nucleotides. RefSeq names its product intraflagellar transport protein 27 homolog. The coding region runs from base 163 to 729 and encodes 188 amino acids. NCBI's taxonomy places the organism in Eukaryota, Metazoa, Arthropoda, Arachnida, Araneae, Uloboridae. The record is from RefSeq and is a predicted model, not a curated record. The transcript is spliced from 7 exons. Gene Ontology annotation, molecular function: GTP binding; GTPase activity. Gene Ontology annotation, cellular component: Golgi apparatus.
GGCAUUGUUAUAUCUCGUUGCUUAGUAACAUCAUCCCACAGUAACAAAGCAGUGUUUUGGUUGAAAAAACAUGGAAACUAGUAUGUAAGAAGAAAAUAACUACAGGUGAAGAAAAUUAAAUUCACGAAGAAAAAAUAUAUAACCAGAAGUCUAUGAUGCGUGAUGGUGCCAAAUAUCCUGAGAGCGAAGUGUUGUAUCGUUGGAGAUCCUGCCGUUGGCAAAUCAGCAAUACUUCACACAUUUCUUCAUGAUAGUGAAAAAUUUCAGAAAAAUUAUAUAAUGACCUGUGGAAUAGAAAUCAAAACAAAAAUAAUAAGUAUGCCUGAUACUGAUGAUGCUGUGGAAUUACUAUUUUUUGAUUCAAGUGGAAAAGAUACUUAUAUGGAUUUUCAAGUGCAAAUGUGGCAUCAUCCGUCUUUAGUUUGUGUAGUUUUUGAUUUGACAAAUGAAAAUUCAUUUAACAGCUGUUCUAAGUGGCUGGAUAUUGUCAGAAAUACUGGAAAGUACCUGACUAUUCCUGGUGUGUUGAUUGGAGCCAAAUCGGAUUUAGUUGAAAGAAGGGUGAUCAACGCCCCCAUUGCUCAGGACUAUGCUCGAAAAAACAAUUUACACUAUUUUGAAUGUUCUGCUAAAGAAAAUAAAGGUGUUGAAAAACCUUUCUUUUACCUAGUCAAUGAGUGGCAUAAAAUGUAUCUUGAAAAAACUGAAUAUUUUAAAAGUAUAUCAUAAUUAUAUGUUGUGCAAUAAAACUUGUGAAAAAAUG